AUGCGCCGCCGCGUGAGAAAUCGCGUGAGCCCAGUGAUUCUAUCAGCCCGCAACGAGAGCCGUGUCGCCCUGUCGUCGCUCCUUGAGAACGCAAUCAUGGCGCACGUCGUCCGUCGGACCUCGGCAGCCCCGACUGCGGACGGCGCGUACCGCGUGCUGGACGACUACCCGGAAUUCGGCCGGCUCGGGCCGGCGCGGGGCAUGUGCGACGAUCAGCGCUUCGUGCGCGACCCGAGGCUCUCUUACUGCUCGGCCACUUGGAUCAGUGAGGACAGGGCGAUCACGGCCGGCCACUGCGUGUACAUCUAG
Molecule: messenger RNA, 309 nt
Organism: Emiliania huxleyi CCMP1516
Lineage: Eukaryota; Haptophyta; Isochrysidales; Noelaerhabdaceae
Exons: 2
Coding region: 1-309 (102 amino acids)
Source: RefSeq, a predicted model, not a curated record